AUGGCCUCUAGAGAACCCUCUUCCCACAAGAAGAAAGUGAAGAACUGCAAUCGGAUUCAGCCUCCUCCGACGAUGAAAGUGGUGGCGAAAUCCAGAGGCGCCGUCCAGGAUACAGGAAGGAGAAGACCGUUGAGGCGGCAAAAUUCCCCGGCGGAUGCAUUACCAGGCUGUGAAGCGACGAGGAAGAGCGCUGAUAUGGCUGCCUUUUACGAUUACAUUAAGGGGAAUCUGAAGUUCGAGUCUUCGAAGGAGCAGCUGAGGAGAAAGGUCAAUAGGUUGAAGCAAAGGUACUUGAAUGCCCUCAAGAAGGGAAAAAAUGGCGAGAAUCCUGUCUUCUCGAAUCCCCCGAGGAUAGGCUAUGGGGGGACUCCGGAAGGAACACCGUUGAGAAGGGCCAAAAUUCGAAAAGCGUUGACCUCAAAGAGAAGGAAGCUACGGACUCCAAAAAUUAAGUUGAAGGAUAAGAAGAACGAACAGGAAAAAGAAAACUAUUUCAACAAAGCUAAUGCCAAUGGGGACCAUAGAAAUAGUGAGAUGAUGAGGUCUUUCUUGAUGGGAAAAGAGUUGAAAGGUUUUGAUAAAAGGACUUUGGCGGCUGCAAAGCACUUGCUCAAGGAGGGGGAAAUGGAAGAUGAAAAUCAAAAGACUUGGAAAAAACUGAAUAUUGAGUAUACCAAGGUCUUGUUGAUGCAUUCGAAGGCGAAGACAAAACAGGCGAAACAUCUCCAACAGUCCAUCAACUCCUAG
This is a messenger RNA of Striga asiatica, 747 nucleotides long. The record is from the annotation of a GenBank genome assembly. NCBI's taxonomy places the organism in Eukaryota, Viridiplantae, Streptophyta, Magnoliopsida, Lamiales, Orobanchaceae.